Leptinotarsa decemlineata (Colorado potato beetle) is the source of this 395-nucleotide messenger RNA. Its product is annotated as intermembrane lipid transfer protein Vps13. Gene Ontology annotation, biological process: protein targeting to vacuole; protein retention in Golgi apparatus. The record is from RefSeq and is a predicted model, not a curated record. Lineage: Eukaryota; Metazoa; Arthropoda; Insecta; Coleoptera; Chrysomelidae.
AAUUACAAAAUGAAAUGACUCCAGAAGAAAAAAAAAAACUGUACAAAGCUAUAGAUUAUCAGGAGAAUUCAGCACCUGCCCUUUUUCCAGAGGAAUACGUAGAAACUUCUGCUACAUUCUUAUUGAAAAUCUUAGAAAUAGAGUUACGAGAUGAUGAGUGGGAAAAAGCUGUCACCGUGCUUGUAACCAAUCUCAAAGAGGUUAGGUGUAAAUUUGAAACAAGACCUGCUACUUCAGGCUUAAAAUGGUAGAGGCGAUGCCAUCUCUCUUAUGAAGAAAUCAUCAAGGGUAUCAACAAAAGACACAAUUCACAAUGAUCAAAGAUUAACAAAGCUCUCCAAAGUGGUCUGUUACAAAGUCAAGAAAUGAACAAUAAAGUACAGUUAUGAAGUCAU